Messenger RNA from Erythranthe guttata (spotted monkey flower), 1036 nucleotides. The record is from RefSeq and is a predicted model, not a curated record. NCBI's taxonomy places the organism in Eukaryota, Viridiplantae, Streptophyta, Magnoliopsida, Lamiales, Phrymaceae.
GCUUAGCUAACCCUUUUUUUUUUUAUUUUUUUUUUUAAAGUUUAAGAAACCAACAAAAGGGGGAGAAAUUCGAAUUAGGGUUUAUAGAUCAGAGAGGGAGAUAGAGAGAGAUGAAAAAUUCGAAAUUGUCAGAGGAGAAUCCAGUAACGGAGAAGCGCAAAAACGCGAUACUGAGACACGUGAAGAAACUGCAAGAGGAGAAGCCGGCGAAUCAAAAGUUAAUAAUGAAUAAGAUACUCCGGCAGGUGAUCAAAUUGCAACGGGAAUCGGAGGAGAAAGGGAAACUGGAAGCGAUGAAGGAAUUGGAAGAGGAAAAGGAACGGGUAAUGGUGAAGAAAUUCCUAGAGGAGGUGUUAAUUGAAAAGGAGAAGAAGCUGGAAAGGGAUAAUAGAUUUCGAGAGGAGAAUCAGCUGAUGAAGAAACUCUAUCCCAAUGCAUUCCGCUUGUCUAAACACAUCAGUCAAUUGUUCGAUCGAGAUUCUUCCGAUUCCUAUUCCCCCGAAAAAUUUCAGAGGGUCAAAAGCUUUGCCAAGAUAGCAAUUGAUGUGUUCAACCAAAGACAAGUAAUAAAAAAGGCCAUCAAAUACAGUGUGGUGGAUGUAAUCAGAGCAAGCUCGCAUAUGGAUACAGGGCGUAUGGUGAAUUUGACGUUUACUGCCAAGCCUGAUGAUUCUGAGGAUGAAGAUGUCAAAACUUUCGGUGCAAAUAUUCACUACGGAUUCAACAAACCUUUUCGAGUGACGCAUGUUGCGUACUCCUCUACUUAGCUGCUAGCUACAGCAAUUGGCUCGGUUUGGAACACGAAUCGCAGAAGGGAUACUUUUAGGAACAGCCCUUUGCAGAUGUUUCGGGGAAGAAGAAGCAAUCCACGCCGCUAAGGAAUUUUGUACAAGAAUGUGGCGAUGGUCGUUGGUAUUGCAGAAUAGAACACACAGUGAACGUAUUUUGAAUUUUAAUUAAAAAAAAAAAACAAAAACAAAAAAGAAAUCACUAGAAUUGAGGUUACUAGUGGAAAUUGAAUUUUAAUAAAAAAAAA